UCUCAGUCCUUGUUUCGGUGCAAAUUUCAAACGCCAGUGAGUCGACAUUAACGAAGCGGCAGCCGAUCAACCGUCGGAGCGCCGCUUUCCCCUGAAGAAGAUCGUGUUUCUCUGGACGGAUCGUUUGUUCCCGUGGUGGCAACAUGAGAGUCAGUGAAGUCCACGCAGCAGAGUCUGUUGCCUACCUCAACAGAGCCCUGGUCAGGCUGCAGGAUAUCUGGGAGGAAAUCGGUAUUCCCGAGGAGCAGCGUCUACAGAGAACCAAUGACGUCCACAAGCACAUCAAAGGUUUGCUGGACCUGAUGAUCGCCGAGGAGGAAGAGCUCAAAAGGAGAUUGAUGAAAAGCAUCGAUGCCUGUCGACAGGAGCUUUUCAGUUUGUGCUCUGAACUUCAGCUGCCGCCCUUCGAGGAGGAGGAUGGCUGCACUAUGUUGCAGAUGGAGAAAAACAGCCGCACCCGUCUGGAGGUGAUGAAGGAGCACAAGCGGCAAAGGAUGGAUGAGCUUAAAGGCCUCAUUGGCAAAGACCGUGAGCUGUGUGACAUCAUGUGCACCACGCCUUUCUGCAUCGACCACGGCGCCAUCCCGUCACUGAAGCAACUGGAGUCGUAUCAGGCCUACCUUAAUGAUCUGUCCAAAGAGAAGGAGCAUCGCCAUGAGGAAUUUGUAAGCAUCAAAAAGGACAUUAUCGUAUGCAUGGAUGAUCUGGAGCAGACCCCAGAGACCAGUUUCGAGAUGGAUGUGAUGUGUGAAGACGAGGAGGCAUUUUGUCUGUCCAAUGACAACAUUGCUGCUCUGAAUAUGCUCCUCACUCAGUUGAAAGAACGAAGGGCUCAGGCUGAACUCCGUUGUUCAGCUUUGCGCACUAAGAUCCAGGAGCUUUGGGAAAGACUCCAGGUUCCCCAAGAGGAGAGGGAGGAACUCUCUGAGCAUAUGCUCAAGUCAAGAAAGAGAAACAUUGAAGCACUCCAGGCUGAGGUCCAGCGUCUAGAGGUGCUGAAAAUGCAGAGCAUGAAAAGUGUCAUCGAGAGCAUCCGGGCUGAGAUUGCCCUUUACUGGGAGAGAUGCUUCUACAGCCAAGAACAGCAGCAGAUGUUUGUUGCAUAUCAUGAAGAGGAUUUCACUGAGGAUCUUUUAAACCUCCAUGAAGCCGAGGUCCAGAUCCUAAAGAAGUAUUACGAGGAUCACAGAGAGCUCUUUGAGGGAGUCACAAAAUGGCAGGAGAACUGGACCUUGUACAUGGAACUUGACAAAAAGGCAAAUGACCCUGCAAGGUUCAACAACAGAGGUGGAAACCUUCUGAAAGAGGAGAAGCAGAGAUCUGACCUGCACAAAAGUUUGCCAAAGCUGGAAAAGAGUCUGAAGGCCCAAAUUGAUGAGUGGGGGCAGGAGCAUGGACGAGAGUUCCUGGUGAACGGUCAGGAAUUUCUUGAGUACGUGCAGCAGCAGUGGGCUCAACACCUCGAGGAAAAGGAGAAGGAGAAACUGGAGCGGCAACUAAAGAAAACUAAACAGACUCAGGAGGACAUGUUGUAUGGAACCUCCGUAAGGACACCGACCAAGAGGCGGGUACCAGGGACUCCCACGCCUGGGAAAGUCAAAAAGCUCAGGGGCAUGUCCACCAUCUCCACUCCCUCCAGCUUCCUCAGUUCUGGCCUUGGUGGGACAAUGUGUCAUUCCUCCAUCCAGAAACCACCUCUGUCUGCUAGCAAGGGUCUUGGCCUGCGAACUCCUGGAAAUGGAAAGACGCCUCGUGCACUAGACCGAAACAAGGAAAACAUCUCCCACCUUAGAAACACUCCAAGUGUCCCACUAAGGUCUCAGGAUACUCAAGAUCACACCUUCACCUUUAACUCUAUCGCUGGCUCCUAUACGGAAUUUGCGAAAGACCUCUCGAAGGCUUCUAAAUCCAACGUGAAGUCCGGACUGCUGAACUCCACCGCCAGUCUCCACUGAGGGAUCCCAGGACCUGCGUCACCACCGGGAGUCAUCCAGCUCAGCGGUAGUUUGGUAUUUGUUUUAGUUUUUUAUAUAUAUAUACUGGACAACAGGGAAACUUCUUAGAAACGUUGUAAAUAUUUGUAUCUAUUUGACCGUUUUAAAUCUCCUCAUCCUGUUCUCAUGAGAUUUUAUUUCAGGCUGACUGCUGCAGCAGUGUUCUCUGCUGUAGAUAUUCUUGUGUUGAUUUUAACGAUGUACCAUGGCAAUUUUGGCUUUUGAUCAUUUUUCUUUGAGGGUUGCACCCUUUUUUAAAUCGAAUGUUAUUCACCAUAUCUAGAGCACUACCGUUAGUAUCGUAGCAGUAAGCCAGCACAUUAAGAUUUUCUUCCUCCAGCUGGAAUGACAGCUACAUCUGUUCCUCAAAAGCUUGACACAUGAAUGCUUUUUUUAAUCGACCUGUAAAUAAACGUAAAAAAAAAAACGUUCA
Platichthys flesus (European flounder) is the source of this 2427-nucleotide messenger RNA. Its product is annotated as protein regulator of cytokinesis 1-like. The coding region runs from base 144 to 1955 and encodes 603 amino acids. Lineage: Eukaryota; Metazoa; Chordata; Actinopteri; Pleuronectiformes; Pleuronectidae. Gene Ontology annotation, molecular function: microtubule binding. Gene Ontology annotation, biological process: microtubule cytoskeleton organization; mitotic spindle midzone assembly. Gene Ontology annotation, cellular component: cytoplasm; spindle; mitotic spindle midzone. The transcript has 14 exons. The record is from RefSeq and is a predicted model, not a curated record.